AUGGGUGAGCAAACCCAAAUUCAAGCUCAAACCCAAACCCAAUCUCAGUCCAAUCAAUCCCAACCUAAUUCUGAUCCCACCACCACCUCCACCUCUUCUCAAUCGCAGCCUUCCGUUGCAACAGAAACCCCGAACGAUCUUUCCCAAAAUCCCUCAAACGCUUCGAAAAUCCCAAUCAGACCCCAAAAAAUCAGAAAACUCUCAUCAAACACUUCCGUCGACACUCCCGAACAGAAACCUCAAAUCACCGACUCCUCCUCCUCACAAUCCCUUGUUAUUGCCCCGAUCUCCACCGCCACCGCCACCGCCACCAGUACUACCAGGGCCAGGCGACGAAACCCUUGCCUAUCCUCCAAGUCUUUGCCCAAAGUUAUCAAGCCAUUAUCUGCAGAUGGCGAGAUCGAACUUGCUCUCCGCCACCUCCGGGCCGCUGAUCCCCUCAUCGCCACCUUAAUCGACACCCACCCACCACCCACAUUCGAGUCUCACCACUCACCAUUCCUUGCUCUAGCCAAAAGCAUUCUCUACCAACAAUUAGCCUACAAAGCCGGUACUUCAAUCUAUACUCGAUUCAUCGCUCUCUGCGGUGGUGAAGACCAUGUUCUCCCUGACACCGUUCUUUCCCUCUCAAGCCAACAGCUCAAGCAAAUCGGAGUGUCGGGCCGAAAAGCCAGUUAUCUAUAUGACCUCUCUAAUAAGUAUAAAAAUGGGAUUUUAUCCGAUGACUCGGUGGUCAAAAUGGAUGAUAGGUCAUUGUUUACGAUGCUUUCCAUGGUGAAGGGAAUUGGGUCUUGGUCUGUUCACAUGUUCAUGAUUUUUUCACUGCAUAGACCAGAUGUUUUGCCAGUAAGUGAUUUGGGUGUGAGGAAAGGGGUUCAGCUCUUGCAUGGUAUGGAGGACUUGCCCAGACCGUCACAAAUGGAGCAGCUUUGUGAGAAGUGGAUGCCAUAUCGGUCUGUUGGGGCAUGGUAUAUGUGGAGGCUUGUGGAAGGAAAGGGGAAUCCGAAUGCUGGAGUGGCGGUGUCAUUAGAGGGUAGUGGUGUCUUGCCACUGCAACAAAUAGAGCCCCUGCAAGAGGCCCAGCAACAACAUCAAUUGCAGCUUCUGGAGCCUAUUAAUGGAAUCGGGAAUCUUGGGUGAUUGCCUCUUGCUCUAAUUCAUGGCUAGUUUAUGUGCAUAAGAAUUUAUUGUUUUGCAUUUAGAUGCAUCUGUGAGUGCAUAAGAAUUUAUUGUUUUACUGCUUCAUAUUGUUUUCAAUCUUGUUAUCUGUUUAUGAUUUGUAUUUGCUACACCUGUAGUUCUUAUUCUGUCAUGAACUAUGGUGGGGGAUACUUUCACUGUUUUCUUAUCUUCGUCUUUGUGCUAUCAAUUUUGUUGUUUUUUAAGGGAUGUAAGUCUGUGUCUUGUAAUUACUAUUGCCAAAAUGCAUUCCAUCCUUGAAACAAUUGCUGUGUGUAACUGCUGCUUGAUUGAUAAAAGAACUACUUUGCUGAGUUGGAUUUCUGAAACUGCUCUAAGCUUAUUUAUGUUAGAUUAUAGCCAUGACAUCAGAUAUCCCAAUAUAGAUGAUUAUUUUUUUCCAUAUUUAAAAAGAGUAAAUAUUUAAAAAAUAAACAGUAACGUUGAUAAGAAGAUCUAGUUGAGGAUUUAUCUUGUUUAUAGUCGAAGUCUAAUAUACUGAAGUUCAACAUUCAUUUAUUCUUUCUUGACCUGAAUUAGAAAGGGGCAAGUGGAUUUAUGGGAAAAUAAUAGUUAUAAAGUGUUAUUGCCAUCGAGUUGAAUGGUCUUCUUUUACUAUGAUUUGUUUGCCAUUUGAUUUCGACCUCAAUAUUGUGAUAUGAUCAACACGAAGCAUAAGUUUUACGUGUUAAAUCAGAUAUUUUAUUCUCUAAACAUCUUAGUUAUUGCAAAAUAUUCUCACAUGAAACUCCUCUCAGUAUAAUUAUGAGUUGGGAGGUGAUCUCAAUAAGAUCGAUAUUGUGUUUGAAUAUCAAGUUGUAGGGUGGAUCUAUGGGAGCUUGUUUGUGUGUCUAAGGAGACGAGGCUCGUAGGUCAUACAUACUUCUGCGUUGGUAAAGUUUUCCUGGGCAAAUGAUUUUUUGAGUUAUGAUUUUCAGGAGUAUAUUUGUGGAGACAGGUGAUAGCAUGGAAGUACGGAUUCAUCAUGAGUGUAUCUUUUUUGAAUGAAGUUUAGAGAUGGUGGGUUUUGGGAAAUUAUAAGUCGAAAUCAUUGAGGACUUAGUUUAUGUGUAUGUUCCCUGAUCUGGAUUUAGUGGAAAAAUUUCUUACAAACAUUAUUUUGUGGCAUAUCCCUCUUGCAUUCUUCCAUUAUGGAAGAUAACAAGGCUUAGUGGACACAUAUAAAUUCAAUUGCGAGAAGCUGCACCGUUUUUCCCAUUUUGUGAAGAUUAGGGUUUUAAUUUUACCCGUGUUGUAUAAGUCAUGCCCAUGCUAGCACUAGGCUUAACGUGCUCGGGGCGUACCUCUUUUGCCUCAACUAGCUUCAGAUGGGGCAACUUUGAUCAGAUGGAUGCCUCACACACUUCAGGGAUUAAGCCCAAGGCACAGAGACACUCAUUUUUCAAUUACCUUUGAGACGUCAAUAUACUUUGAGCGACACAAUUGAUCUCUAUAAGAAAGAUAUUCAUGAAAGCGAUGAGUGGUGCUUGGGAGGAUGGCUGCAUCAUCACAUGAAGAUGAUGAGUCUAUGUUUGGCUAUGAUUUUUAUUUUUUAAAAAUAAUCUUAGUCGAAAAUAAUUACCAGUGAGUGGAGAGGCCUACAAGAUACAUAUAUUAGUUCAUGAGGUGUUAUUUGAUAAUAAACUCUAGUAGUACUCUCCAGUAGGUGUAACCCCCACAUGUAGAUGGAGAGAGAAAUAGAAGAAUCAGAAGGCAAGUACAUAGCCAUAGCAAGUGAUCACAUGGUAUAAACAAAGGGGAAUCCAUUACCAAAUUGGUAAAAUUGGAUCUUGCCAAACCUCUUUGAGCAUAGGUAUGAGACCAUGUUAAAAUAUGUUAUUAAAAACCAAUUAACUAUGAGUGGAGGCGCUCAUAAUGACCCUAUAGUAGUUUUGUAGGUGUUAUUUUAUCGAAAUAGGAUAAAUUCUAACAUCUUUGAUUUGAGGUGAUGUUGCUUUAGCUUCUAGAGUUGGAGAAAAUAGCUAGCGAACUACAACAUCAACUUCUAGGAUAACACCAAAGGUGUUAAGAUCAUAGCUACGCUUAUGAGGAAGAGACAAUUUCAAAUGAGGUAGAGGACUAAGAUGUGGAGAGAUAUAAAUCUUGUAAUGAUGAAGAGGAUGAUUUUGAGGUCAUAAUGAAAGGUGGAAGCUUGAACUGAAUUCUUAGUUGUUUUGACUGUUUGACGUGUAUGCUUUCAUAUGUUAUGAACUUAAGAUAUUUGUGGUGUUUGAUUGAAUUUAGAUGUCAAUGCUUUUAUGGAAUUUGAAUAUAGAAUUUUAAAAGUUGAAACUUUGAUGCUCUAUAAGUUAUAGUUGUGAUUGUAGUUUUUAUGCCUUGCUUGAAAGAUUUGCCAAUAAAAAAAUAUUUACUUCUUAUUUUCAUUGUUUGCUUUGCUUCAAUGAAGCCCUUAAAUUGAUUAUCGCCUCUCGCCUAAAACUAAAGAAACCUGACUUGGUUCACCUUACGCAUAAAUAGCACUUGAAUUUACGGACGCCAUUGGAUGCUUGAUAUUAUAAGAACUUCGACAUGGGAGAAUGUGAUACAGUUGGAAGGGCAUCCUUCUUUUUGUUCUCGAGAGGAUUUGUUUUUAAUUAUAAGAUAUUUCCACUGAUGAUGAUGUUCCCAGUCCAAAUGAAUCUUUCAGUUAUCUUACCAAAGUUUGUUUGGUCUUCUUACACCCAACUUCAGGUGGCAUUCCUCACUUUGUUGAUCAUCAGACCUCGCGAACUAGUAUGUGAACGUGGAAUACUUGAUUUGGAGUACUUGGAUAACUCCAAAAACUAAUAUUGGUGGAGCAUGUUGUUUCCUGUGAUGUUUGAUCUGCAAAAUUGGGAGUAAAAUACAUGCAAAAACAUAAUGAAUGAUUGAGUACAUUUUUAUAGCUUAGAAAUGAUUUCUUUAUAAGAGAGGCCGCUACGGGUCUACGACAAAUAUGAACAAGAGCUAGAAUUAAGGGAUUGGACAGUAAUAGCAGAGGGGGUGCCUGUUUAUAUUGGACAGGAUUUGCUGGCUUAGAAAACUGAGUAGCUAGUAGAUUAAACAAAAAAUUGUCAAAUACCCACAACUCCAACUAGUGCAUUUCAGGGGGCGUUUGGAGGCGGGGGG
Messenger RNA from Ilex paraguariensis (yerba mate), 4287 nucleotides. Lineage: Eukaryota; Viridiplantae; Streptophyta; Magnoliopsida; Aquifoliales; Aquifoliaceae. The record is from the annotation of a GenBank genome assembly.